Messenger RNA from Mucor velutinosus, 885 nucleotides. RefSeq lists its product as uncharacterized. The record is from RefSeq and is a predicted model, not a curated record. The transcript is spliced from 10 exons. Gene Ontology annotation, biological process: developmental process. The coding region runs from base 1 to 885 and encodes 294 amino acids. NCBI's taxonomy places the organism in Eukaryota, Fungi, Mucoromycota, Mucoromycetes, Mucorales, Mucoraceae.
AUGUCAAGUAAAACACUCAAUAAUACCAAAGGAGAGCAGCUUACCAUCUUGCGUAUUAAGCGUAAAAGAACGGAAGAGCCUUUAGAUGCAUUGCUGGUUCAUCAAGAAAACGAAAAACGCAUAAAGAAGAAUAACGAAAAGCAAAAGAGCGUCUUGAGUGUAUCUGCUACUGCUCUUCCUACCUUAUUUCGUCUCGCCGAAACUGUGGAGCAGAAGAGUUUUUCAAAUCUGGAUGAGGCAAAGAAGCUCAAGGAUCGUAUCUCGAGACGUAUUCAGCCCGGCACAAGUAGACCACAGACGCCUACUUCCAUUGAAGAUCGAAAGGACCGUCUCGUCAGAGAACAAAAGGAUGCAUCGCAUAAAGCAAGAUAUAGAGUCAUUCAGCAAAACAGAUCCAAGGUGGAUGAGGAUGCUCCCCCAGUUGUACAAAGCUCCUCCGAGAAAGCAGCAAAGGACUUGUUUCAAAUGUACGAAGCAGUGAAAGACGAAGACACUUCAAAACAAGCAAAAUUGUUUGUGGAUGAUGACAUUGAAGAUCCUGAUGAUAUAAUGUGCAACUUUAUCCCUAUGGUGAAGGAGUACCUGACACUACAAGAGAAGGAAGAAGAUAAGGAAGACGAUUAUGUAUACGAUGUUUAUUAUAGAGAUGAUGAAAAUAUUGAACAAAGCAUGACCUCUAUGAAUGUCGGUUCGCUGGUUUGGUUUGACGAACAAUCCGAGUAUUUGGAUGAUGAUUCGGACAGCGAGCUUGGAGACUAUGCGGAUGAAGACUCUAAUGCUGAGGACUAUUAUCAAAAUGAUUACCCCGAAGAGGAGGACAGCGAUGAAUUUGAAGAUCAGCACGAUUAUGAUCUGUCGAGUGACGAUGAAGAUUACGUCUUGUAA